CAAGCAGCGGUCGACGAGCUUCCAUUGCCGCAAUCAAACGAGGAACAAACAGGAGAAUUGUGCAUUGCGUUCGAUUGCUUGGCAGAAGACAACGUUGUGAAGAACAAUCCCACCUUUACAAAUCCCUCUGAGCAGUGUCCGUUUCUUACCGCCGUCCAACAAGGCCUGCUUGUAUCUGUCAUACCAGAAAGCGAAGAUCCAAAGCGUGCCCAGAGUACUCCUCCAUCAAUGAACCAAAUGCCGGUGCCGAAUCUUGUAUUGUACUCAAAGGUCGGCGUGAUUGUCCUUUCGUGGCUUCAGGCAUGACCACUCGGCCUUGAGCGGGUUUUCAUGGCAUGGGGAGUCAGCGCUCUUCUUCGUUAGGAGUCGUUGCAAAUAGGGAGGUCCAAGCAUCGACCCCAGAACGCUUGGUGAAUCAGCCAUUGGUAUAAGAUUCCAGCGCACUUGAGUCGGGCAAAAGCACUACUACACACUAGUGCACUCCUGAGUAGCGUCAAGACGAUUCGGCAUUUAGACUGCAGACUACUGUACGGGCUACCAGCUCUCAGGCUGAUGGUGCAAGUUGACCUGGUGAGUCUGGCAAGAUUGGCCGGCAUCCCUGUCACCCACCCAUGAGGACAUACUAGGAUCAUGCAUCCUGCUGUCUUGGGAAGGGUUCGCCAGCCUGCGAAUUGAACAGGCAUAUAAGGCGUCGCUUUUCCACUUGGGCCCAAAAACCCGUUGCAACCUCAGCGUAUCGAAAGGGCUACCAAAGAGUCUACUUCAAAAUUCUUGCCAUUCGGCUUCAUUGAGCGAACCAAAACAUGGAGCAAAGCAGUAAUAUAUGGCAGCCUUUGUCCAACCAAUGGAGCUUUCGCGUGGUCACAGUAUACCAUGGCCGUAAUCACGAACCAAUUGAAGUUUUCCUGCACGAAAAAGACUUGAGACUCGAACACGAAUACGUUGCCUUGUCGUAUACGUGGGGUAAUGCUUGGUCCCAGGCCGAAAUACAGGCGAAUGGGCAACAGCAUCGGAUCUCGGAAAAUCUGUACGAAGUCUUGAAGAUCAUCCGUGACGAUGACCACGACAUAAAUGUCUGGAUAGAUGCCCUCUCGAUAUCUCAGGUUGAUCCUGUGGAAAAAUCCAAUCAUAUUGGGAUGAUUGGCAAGAUAUUCCAACAGGCAAAAGACGUGUUGGCCUGGGUCGGCCACCAGAGCCCCAACGGCUUAGAUCUUUCCAAACUAACGGCUGUCAACGAGAAUCAUGGCCCCCGAAAGAAGAGCGUCUUUCGAAGAGCUACCGAGGCAAUAGUCCACCCCGAGUUACGAAGAACGAAACGCUACCCCACGACUUACACAGAUGCAUGGAUGACGGCUGACUACCGCAGGCGUGCUGAAAUUAUCUCAAAAUUGUUGCAGCGCCCAUACUUCGGACGAACCUGGAUCGUCCAGGAGCUUAUCUUCUCCAAGCAUAUUACUUUCCGGUGCGGACCACACACCAUAACCUGGGAGGUUUUGAUGAACCUUAUCGAUAAAAUUGUCGAUUAUGACCCCGAAUGUGUACGCGAUAUUGAACUUCCGCGUCCCGACCCGUAUUACGAAGAUCAGAUCGAAAUGUUGACUGCAAACCCCAGGUUUGACCGGUUGAUGUUUAUCCGAGGGUGUCGCCGUUCCCAUGCAGCAAAUGACUUGGGCCUCGGGCUCAUUGACUCCAUCAAUAUAUUUGCAAAUACAUCGCAGAGUCUUCCGCACGAUCGUGUCUAUGCUUUGCUGGAGCUGGUGCAAAAAAAGGGGUCGCUGCAGCCUCUGCAACCAAACUACGAGCUGAAGAUGAGCCAGUUGUUUGUCCAGGUGUUUCGAACUCGUUCGUGCGUGCAUCCGGGUGAGCUCUUUGCACCAGAACCAGGCCCGCUGCCCAAGCCAUGGAAGUGGAACAGCACAGCUUUCGAUCAACUGGUGGGAUCGAGGAGCGUGAUAGCGGCGUGCCUUUUGAGUGACCUUCGCAUAUCUCGAGAGCAAGCGUUGGAUGCCCUAAAGGAGCUGCAGGAAUGCGCACGUCAAGACCAGUGUGCCCGAGCAGACGAUGACCUGUUUGCUGUUGCCAACGCAUUCCACGUGUUGUACGGCUACCCUGAGGAGGGGAAUCAUGGACGAUUCAGACAAGCGCUGUACGCAGCGCUGUGUGAUGCGCUCCCCCCAGAUUGGAUCCGAAAACAGGCCCAACGGUGGUUUGACAACCUGCUCAUCGUACUUCCUGGGUACUUUGAUUCGUCUGACGAAUCCCUAGGCCUUGAUGUAAGCGUGCUUCUGAAGGCGUUCGACGAUGAACGACGUCCAUGAGCUAUGGAUCGAGCUCUAGAUCUGAAGCGGCGCAUUCGCCCGCUCCUCAGGACCGCAGGACAUUUUGCCAGAGUUAGCUCUUAUCUUCGCGGGGGACUAGUCAGCACAACCUAACCAGACUUUCGAAUAUAGUC
Exophiala oligosperma is the source of this 2452-nucleotide messenger RNA. RefSeq lists its product as uncharacterized. The record is from RefSeq and is a predicted model, not a curated record. Lineage: Eukaryota; Fungi; Ascomycota; Eurotiomycetes; Chaetothyriales; Herpotrichiellaceae. The transcript has a single exon. Bases 804 to 2318 code for a protein of 504 amino acids.